Messenger RNA from Wyeomyia smithii (pitcher-plant mosquito), 1962 nucleotides. It is a transcript of the gene NaPi-T, whose product is annotated as sialin. The record is from RefSeq and is a predicted model, not a curated record. Gene Ontology annotation, cellular component: plasma membrane. Gene Ontology annotation, biological process: transmembrane transport; monoatomic anion transport. Lineage: Eukaryota; Metazoa; Arthropoda; Insecta; Diptera; Culicidae. The transcript is spliced from 6 exons. Gene Ontology annotation, molecular function: transmembrane transporter activity. Bases 198 to 1940 code for a protein of 580 amino acids.
AAGAGCUUUCAGUCGGCGAUAAGGUUUCGACCAGUGAAAGACGCGAGAGAUUCACUCUCGGGACAGAACGAAUCGGUUGAAUCUAAAACUGCAGCUGAUCACGAUGAGCAGCAUUCAAAGAAAGUGACUUAAUUAGUAAAUAGUUAGAACUGUCCGUAAUUGUAUUUUUUCAUUUUGGGACGAACUAUCAGAACAAAAUGGGCAACGAACCGAAAGUGAACGCACGAACAGUAUUAUGGUACUUAGUGUUUGUAGGAUUCGCGGUCAACUACAUGAUCAGGAUCAAUAUGAACAUUACGAUUGUCACCAUGGUUAAGCUGACCGGAAGUAAGUCUAGUCGUAGUGGGAACGUGAACCUCACGGAGAACGUACCCCAACAGCAGCCAAAGCUGUACGCUUGUUUCGUGGACCAGAAUGAGUCAAGCCUGGAGCAGCAUAAGAGUGGUAAAAUAUCGGCACUAACCAGCAAACUGCGGAACUCGCCGAAGAUUAAAUCACCGGAAAAAAUUUUACUGGAUGCUUUGGAGCUCGACUCCAAAGAGGAUGGCUUCCAAUGGGAUGAGUACGAACAGGGUCUAAUAUUGGGAGCUUUCUUUUGGCUACACUGGAUAACGCAGGUGCCGGGAGGUGUGCUAGCUCGGAAAUACGGCACCAAACUGGUAUUUGGGCUGUCCAAUGCCAUUGGCUGCUGGUUGUGCUUCCUGAUGCCCAUGGUGUCGUAUUGGGACUACCGUGUGCUGAUCUUUUUGCGCGCGUUGCAGGGAUUAAUAUGCGGUGUGGCGUGGCCUGCAAUGCAUCACAUGGCUGGUCAAUGGAUACCGCCUAACGAACGUAGCAAAUUCGUUACAGCAUAUCUAGGUAGUUCUGUUGGUGUAGCGCUAAAUUUUCCUCUAUUCGGUUACAUCAUCUCGUGGUCAUCCUGGGAGUAUGUAUUUCACUUCUGCGGAAUAUUUGGCUCCGUUUGGUACAUAGCAUGGCUGUACUUGGUGUACGAUUCACCAGCAGAACACCCACGGAUUCAUCCAAAAGAACGCGAGUACAUAGAGAGCUCUUUGGGGAUAACGGAGAAAUCCAAAAGCUUAGAGCACCAACAACCGACUCCUUGGCGGAAAAUGAUUUUGUCUAAACCAAUGUGGAUAACGGUGAUCGCUCAGUGGGCAGGAAUCUGGGGGUUGUUCACAUUGAUGACGCAGGCACCUAGCUAUUUCAACUACAUUCACGGAUGGGACAUAAAAAUGACAGGUAUUCUAUCGGGAAUCCCUCAUCUCUGCCGGAUGAUGUUUGCCUACUGCGUAUCGGUGGUCGGUGAUUACCUGCUGAAGCGAAAUCUAAUGUCUCGGACUAAUGUACGCAAAAUGGGUGGAGCAUUUUGCUGUCUGGUGAAUGGAAUUUUCGUGCUCGGGCUGGCAUACAGUGGCUGUAACGCCACAAUGGCAAUACUGUUCCUAACUCUGGCUACGAUGAUGCACGGGGCGGUGUCCACCGGACCGCUAGCCAACAUCAUUGAUAUGAGCCCAAAGUUUGCCGGUAUUCUACUCGGUAUUAGUGGAAUGAUCACCGUCAUUCCCGGUUUUGUUUCACCCAUCAUCGUGGGAAUAUUAACGUUGGGAAAUCAAACAGUUCAGCAGUGGCAAUAUGUGUUCCUGAUAAGCUCUGGAAUGCUGAUAGUUUGUGGAAUCCUGUACAUGUUGUUUGCGGAUUCGACUUUGCAGACGUGGAAUUCUAUGGAAACUACGGAUGCAUUGGAUGCCCGAGAACUGGUUAGUUUGAAACUGAAUCCCGAUGGUGAACUUAAGGAAAAACCAAUUUCAACCGGAAUAGACCCGGAGUCGAUACCAGCUAACAACACCAAUGGUGAAAGCAAUGAAGCGCCGAAUUCAGUAUUAGUCCCCUCAGACUUGGUAUCGGAGCAACCAGAAAAUUCUUUCAAAACAAGCUAAUAAAAGAGGUCAGCAACUUUGA